AUGUUAAAACGCCUGAGGAUAUUUUUCAUUUUGCUGUUCAUAGUAGCCGUAGGAUUCUACUACAGAGCGUCAUACAAAGAGAAGACCUUUGACUACAUGUCUUUCAUCAUGGCAAAAGCUAUAAAUAUGAAGGCCAAAAGUUCAGAACAAACUGAAGGUCAAGAAAAUAUCAAUACAAUUGAAGACACAGUCAUUUCAGAAAAAAACAAAACUUCUAAUUCUGAAAGCUUUAACCUAGAGGAUAUUCUAAGUCAAAACAAUGGUAUCAUGUUUUUGGAAACCACUGACAGAAUGGAUCCACCAGCAUUAGUGUUAUGUGCAAUUGAGUCAGCAGCUCGCAUAUAUUAUGAUAGGCCAAUCAUUUUCUUUAUGAAAGGGCUAAAUGAAAUAAAAUCAGAGGAAGAUGAAAAGAUAGCACGGAAACAUUUCCCAACACUCCUAUCUUUUAAAAAUAUCUACCUUUUCCCACUGAAAAUGGAGGAAAUAUUUAAGGAUACACCUCUUCUUCAUUGGUAUGAGAAGAUUAACCCAAAAACGGAAUCCCACUGGAUACAUGUCAGCGCAGAUGGUACUAGGUUGGCCCUAAUUUGGAAAUAUGGAGGCAUUUACAUGGACACUGACAUUAUUUCAAUUCGACCGAUUCCAGUAGAAAGGUUUAUGGCUGUUGAAUCAUUUGCGUAUUCCAGCAAUGGUGUCUUUGGACUUUCACAACAUCAUAAGUUCACUUGGUUGAGCAUGGAAAACUUUGUACAAAACUACGAUGGGGGAAGGUGGGGACAUCAAGGACCACAACUCUUCACCCGAGUUCUGAAGCAGUUCUGUAAUAUAUCUGAAUUCAGUAUUUUAGGGGAUACUAUGUGCAGAAAUAUCACUUUAUUAAAUCCUCAGCGAUUUUAUCCAAUUUCAUACCCGUCUUGGAGAUUAUAUUAUCAAGUUUGGGAAAAUUUGCCAACUUUCAAUGAUUCUUAUGCUUUGCACCUUUGGAACUAUAUGAACAGUGAACAUAGGACUAUGACUACUGGAAGUAACACAUUAGUGGAACAUCUCUUCCAACAAUUUUGCCCUUCUACCUAUGGAGCUCUACUAUGGAAUGAAAGCAUACACCUUUAG
Molecule: messenger RNA, 1110 nt
Organism: Pelobates fuscus (common spadefoot toad)
Lineage: Eukaryota; Metazoa; Chordata; Amphibia; Anura; Pelobatidae
Product: alpha-1,4-N-acetylglucosaminyltransferase-like
Exons: 2
Coding region: 1-1110 (369 amino acids)
Biological process (GO): protein O-linked glycosylation
Molecular function (GO): acetylglucosaminyltransferase activity
Source: RefSeq, a predicted model, not a curated record